AUGGGUCUUAAGAAGAUGCUACAGCAUCAUAAGGAGAAGCAGCGGGAGAAGGCUAUCAAAAAGAAAGCAAAGAGAGGUACACAGGGUAGGAGUUCACUAUCACUGGUUAGAGGCGAUUCAGGUGGUAAUGACAUUGCAAAAAGAAGAAUUACUACAGAAGUGGCUGGACCAGGGAAUCCGAAUGGAAGUAAUAAAGCUGCAACUGGUGUGAGAAGCUCUCAUUCCGAGAGAUCUGAACCUGAAGUUUCUAAGACGAGUAGUGAAGGCACAACUACUGACCAGCCAAACAGUUACAAUAGGGCCAAUGAAACAUUCAACAUACAUGUCCCUCUCGACUUAAGACAUGAGAGUACUAAUGCCAAGAGCAUAAGGGAUUCAAAUAAAUAUGAUAUGGUUCCCCCUAAAAUGCAUGAUCCAUCGGUAACUUCACCUUCUUUUCCCACAACAUCCCGUGUUGCAGGUGCUUCUAAUAAUCAAGAGAGGCCAGCUAAUUCUGCUCCUGCUGCUACUAAGGCUAGUGGUGGUUUGCAAAAAUCUGCAACGACUACUACUCUCGAAACCAAUGGUGGUGGUAACAAUAAAAGUAGCGAUGCACAAGAUCACGGGAUUUUCGGUACCAUUAUGUCAAUGGCACAUAAUGCAGCUGUUCACAUUCCUAAAAUUAAUGAAAGUACUCCAGAUUUAGAUUCACAAGGCAGCGGCUUGAAUAGCCCAUUGAUUAGCCCCUUGAGUAGUGCUGCACCAAGUGUGAAAACCAGCCCUGUACUCAAUAACCAUUCGGGAUCAAGAGAUAGAGUUGCCCACAAAAAUCUUGGUCUAGAAGAAGGGGCACCUGUGGACGGUAAUACUGACGGCGUCCAAGAUAGUAGUGUAAUUCAUAAUCCACCUGACACUCCAGACACCAAGAACAAAACUUUUUUGCGUAACUUGGAUCAUUUACUCUCAUCAUCUGGUUCUACCGAGGGUGGGAAUACUAACAAAAACGAUACCGCCAACAAUAACACAUCCAAUGAAGAGAAUGUAUCUGAAACCCCCCAAACAGAUAGUCUCAGAGCUGGACCGAUGAGUAGAUCGAAUACAAAACACUCAUUGAGACAGCUUGUUGAGAGAUCUGACGCUCCAAAGCGUAAUCUUUCAGAUGGCAAGGUUAAGUUUGAGCCUUCUAGCGGUAAGCAACCGGCCAAGGCUACUUUUGGUAAAGGCGGGUUAAGUUUAGAUCAAUUUGACGAUCCUUCCUUGCAGGGAUCUACGCCCGAACAGACUCCGAAAAAAUCACAAGACUUUAUCAACGAUAGAACCAACGGUGAAAAUUCAUAUACACAAAUUCAAUUACCACAAAUUCACGGUGCCACAGAACUGGAAGAUGGUUAUGAUUCACAUGGUUUUAAGAGACAACAUGAGAGAAAUGGCAGCAGUGCUAAUUUAACGGUACCUGGACCUAGAUCAAUUUCAGAGGCAGAUUUAUCUAACCACGGAAGAAGGGAUCGUGCUUUUUCCACUUCGGAAAGAAAACAUUCGGGAUCUUUAUCACCAGGUGGUGCUGAAGAAGGCCUACGGAAUUCAAGAUCUUCAUUGGGAUUGGAUUAUAGUGCUGCUAUUGAACCAUCAACCGCUGGUUUAAGUCCAAGUGGUGAGAGGAAACCUCGUAGGGACUCUAAAAAGUUUCUGAAAAGGAGGUCUUUUUCACCUGCCAAUAUUGGCAUGAAAGUAAUUCCUCAAAUAUCUUUGAAAGGUCCUAUGAACAAAGUGAGAACAAGUUCCGAUUACGUUACAGGCGUGGCACAUUUCGCCAAUGCCACCGGUUCCGGCGUCACUGGUUUAGCUGGUGGAGUUGCCAGUGGAUUGAGCAGUGGUUUUCCUAGAUUGAGAGCUUCUACAUUUGGCUCUCAAAUGGAUAUUGAUAAUCCUGGCGCUGUUGUCGGUAAUACCGUUGAACUAAGCAACAUCGAAUAUGCGAGCGAAAGGAAAAACCAAGAAUUUCACAAUUUGUUUAAGGAAUCAGUAGGUUCUGAUGAGAGGUUGGUAGCAGAUCACAGCUGUGCUCUUUCCAGAGAUAUUUUGCUACAAGGUAAAAUGUACAUCUCUGAUCGUCAAAUUUGUUUUUAUUCAAAUAUCUUGGGUUGGGUCAGUUCCGUUUUGAUUCCAUUUGAAGAAGUGGUUCAAAUCGAGAAGAAAACCACUGCAGGCAUUUUCCCCAAUGGUAUUGUUGUUGAUACUUUACACACCAAAUACGCUUUCGCUUCAUUCAUUUCUAGGGAUGCUACUUUUGAUUUAAUGACUGACGUUUGGAAUCAGAUCAUCCUAGGUAAAAGGCAUUUGAUUGUCAAUAACUCAUACAACGAUGGCGAAACUUUAUCCAGUGGCAUGAAUGGCGGCAAGACAUCUGAUUCUAGUGAUUUUGAAGAUGAAGAUGAAGAUUCCAUAAUGGACAGUGAUCAUCGUGUUUCAAGUGAUGGGGAUGUUGAGAACGAAGAUAUAGGAAACCAUUCAUUCGGACCGUCAACACAUCCCCCCACCACGGCUGACUAUAAACCGUCUGCCAAUGAGAAAAUGAUCAACGAAUCCAUUAUCAAUGCACCUUUGGGCAAAGUAGUUAAUGUGAUGUAUGGUGAUGACGUUUCCAAUUUAGAAGCAAUAUUAAAGGCUCAAAAGAACUACGAGUUAUCACCUAUUCCAAAUAUUAUGGGAACGAAAAAACGUGAGUAUUCUUAUACAAAACCAAUUCCUGGUAGCUUUGGCCCUUCCAAAACCAAAUGUCUAAUGACAGAAACCUUGGAUCAUUACGAUUUAGAAAAUUACGUGAAAGGUGUUCAGAUCUCCAAGACCCCAGAUGUUCCUUCAGGAAAUUCCUUUGUCGUUAAGACAACUUUCUUAUUUACCUGGGCCCCAAACAAUGCUACCAAAUUAAAUGUAUACGUUAGCGUUGAUUGGUCUAGUAAGAGUUGGAUUAAAGGUGCUGUAGAGAAAGGUACUUUUGAUGGUGUCACUGAUAGUUCAAAAAUUUUAGUUCAAGAGUUGACCACCCGUGCUGCGAAACCAUUGACUGGUGCAUCAAGUAAUGGUGGUGGUACUAUCAAGAAAAAGGAAAGACAAUCAGAUGUUGGUGAAGAAGUUGUGGAAGACUUGCCUAAUUUGCCUACACAAGGUCCAGUUACCCAUCCACCUACGAACAAUGGCUAUAAGAAGGAAAAAGACGACGUGAUUGUAGACCCUAAUGCCAAUAUCCAAGCACCUUUGGGUACUGUAUUUUCACUACUAUUUGGUGAUGAUACUGCUUAUUUGAAGAGAAUCAUCGAAAAGCAGAAAAAUUUCGAACUUUCCGAAAUACCUAAAUUCAGCGGCAAUUCUAGGGACUACAACUAUAUCAAACCUCUGGGCGCUGCUAUUGGUCCUAAGCAAGCCAGAUGUUAUAUCACAGAAACGAUUGAAGAAAAAGAUUUUAACAGCCAUGUCAUGGUGAGGCAGGUUAGUAAAUGUCCCGACGUUCCCUUUGGUAACAAUUUCGCAGUUCACACUAAGAUCUACCUCUCAUGGGGGCCUCAUAAUUCUACAAACAUGUAUGUGGUAACCAGUAUCGCAUGGAGUUCAAAGACUUUAUUGAAGGGAACUAUCGAAAAAGGUUCUAUUGAUGGUCAGAAAGAUUCCACCAAAAUUAUGAUAGAGGAGUUGAAGGAUAUCAUUGCCGACGCCCCUGUCAAGAAAAUCACCGGCAAAAAGUCUAGCAAAUAUAAUAAGCACCAUGGUCAUCGUAAGGGUGUCUCUGCCAAAAAAUCUGUUGAUGAAAAGGCUCGAAAUAAGGGAGAAACCCAGAGUUCUGCCGAUGGGGCUAAUAUUGGAAACAAAAACAAUGUUGAAGGCAAAGGUGGUAUUCUUGGGUUCCUUAUGUCAGUUUUCGAAAAUUUCGAUAUUACUUCUCUCAGGGGGAUUAUCACCAUUUUGGCAUCGACUUUCUUCAUCAUUUGGUUCCUACGCCAUUUAUUGUCUGGUGGUUAUAAACACGAAGUUCAAAUCAUCAAACCUGGUCGCAUGUUAUUAGACGGCACUGAAUAUCAUUAUGUUCCUAGCAUCAAGACGCUCUACGAAGUUUACGAAGAAGAUGUUAGGAAAAGUGGUAAAGGUCGUUAUCAGUACGGUAAACCCGAUGAACAUGACGUUAUCAUGGAAGCCGAAGGUAAUAUUUGGAACUGGCUACUGGAUCGUGCGAAUGCAACGGAACCGCUUACGAAUCACGUCCAAGGUCAAUACGAACAAAAGGUCCAUUAUUUAAAUAAUCACAGUGCGCAUAAACUUCAACAGCUACGAGAAACGGUAAGGAUAACGGAAAUGCAGUUGGAAAAAAUGAAGCAUGCUCUAGAAAACCACAAUAAUCUACUGAGUUUAGAGGAUACAUCAGUGCAACAACAGAGACAAUAA
Zygosaccharomyces rouxii is the source of this 4413-nucleotide messenger RNA. RefSeq names its product Ysp2p (gene YSP2). Gene Ontology annotation, cellular component: endoplasmic reticulum-plasma membrane contact site; plasma membrane; endoplasmic reticulum membrane. Lineage: Eukaryota; Fungi; Ascomycota; Saccharomycetes; Saccharomycetales; Saccharomycetaceae. Gene Ontology annotation, molecular function: sterol transfer activity; sterol binding. Gene Ontology annotation, biological process: intracellular sterol transport. The coding region runs from base 1 to 4413 and encodes 1470 amino acids. The transcript has a single exon. The record is from RefSeq and is a predicted model, not a curated record.